AUUUUUAUUGACGUCAUUAAAUAGAGACAUUUGUACCAUGAAAUUUUUGUAUAAAACAUUUUGUAUUUUUUUUAAACUUAUAAAAAUAAACUCUACCCUGCACCAUUAUUAAGUCUAACAUUAUUUUUCCAGACAUUCUCGAAUCUGAUUCGUAAUCGGCAACCCCGAACAUUCAUUGAUAUCGAUAUUGACGAGUAUUCCAUGGUUCGCUACACUAUAUUAAGACCGCCAUUUUGUUUUUGCAAAUUUACAUAUUGGAUUCGUGACCGGCAACCUCGAAAACAUAAGUCUGCCAAGUUUCGUGCGAAUCUGACGACUCCUCGAUUUGUGGCCACGUCUCAGCGGAAAUUCCGCACUGUGCGUCGUUCUAAAAUUCAAGAUCGAUAUAUUGAAGAGGGAUUCUUUCAGCUGUUCCUGAUCGCCUGCGCGUUCGCCGCGGCCAACGCCGGCUACGUCGGAGUGCCAUCCGCCCUGCAGUACCAGGUCGCGCCGAUCGCGCACGUGCAACCCCACGCGAUCACGUCGACGUCCGACAACAUUUUGCGCAGCCACGGCAACUUGGCGCAGGUGGCCACGCAGACCAAGACCAUCGACACGCCCUUCUCCAGCUCCAGCAAGACUGACAUUCGCGUGAGCAAUCCGGCGUACGCGUACGCGCACCUCGCUCAUCCGGCCACCCCGCUGGCGUACGCCGCAGCCGCCGUGCCGGCGGUGCACGCCGCUCCGGCCGCUCUCGGAGUCGCCUACUCGCCGGCCGUCGAAGUCUCCCACAUGAGUUACAGCAGCCCCAUCGGAAUCGCCUACUCUUACUAAAUGAACACAUCAUGUCACACACACACGAACAUACGCAUAUAUAAAAUACUAGAGUAUAUAUAUAUAUCUUACUCCUUAAAUUAAUAUUCCUCAGACUCGUUACCACUUAUUACUUCUUAAAUAAAUUUAUAAAUAAAUAGACAUAUUCUCUCAUUUAUUUAUUUUAUCAUUUAUAUUCGAGUGUUUCUGAACAUACGCAUAUAUAAAAUACUAGAGUAUAUAUAUACCUUACUCCUUGAAUUAAUAUUCCUCAGACUCGUUACCACUUAUUACUUCUUAAAUAAAUUUAUAAAUAAAUAGACAUAUUCUCUCAUUUAUUUAUUUUAUCAUUUAUAUUCGAGUGUUUCUGAACAUACGCAUAUAUAAAAUACUAGAGUAUAUAUAUACCUUACUCCUUGAAUUAAUAUUCCUCAGACUCGUUACCACUUAUUACUUCUUAAAUAAAUUUAUAAAUAAAUAGACAUAUUCUCUCAUUUAUUUAUUUUAUCAUUUAUAUUCGAGUGUUUCUGAACAUACGCAUAUAUAAAAUACUAGAGUAUAUAUAUACCUUACUCCUUGAAUUAAUAUUCCUCAGACUCGUUACCACUUAUUACUUCUUAAAUAAAUUUAUAAAUAAAUAGACAUAUUCUCUCAUUUAUUUAUUUUAUCAUUUAUAUUCGAGUGUUUCUGAACAUACGCAUAUAUAAAAUACUAGAGUAUAUAUAUACCUUACUCCUUGAAUUAAUAUUCCUCAGACUCGUUACCACUUAUUACUUCUUAAAUAAAUUUAUAAAUAAAUAGACAUAUUCUCUCAUUUAUUUAUUUUAUCAUUUAUAUUCGAGUGUUUCUGAACAUACGCAUAUAUAAAAUACUAGAGUAUAUAUAUACCUUACUCCUUGAAUUAAUAUUCCUCAGACUCGUUACCACUUAUUACUUCUUAAAUAAAUUUAUAAAUAAAUAGACAUAUUCUCUCAUUUAUUUAUUUUAUCAUUUAUAUUCGAGUGUUUCUGAACAUACGCAUAUAUAAAAUACUAGAGUAUAUAUAUAUCUUACUCCUUGAAUUAAUAUUCCUCAGACUCGUUACCACUUAUUACUUCUUAAAUAAAUUUAUAAAUAAAUAGACAUAUUCUCUCAUUUAUUUAUUUUAUCAUUUAUAUUCGAGUGUUUCUGAACAUACGCAUAUAUAAAAUACUAGAGUAUAUAUAUACCUUACUCCUUGAAUUAAUAUUCCUCAGACUCGUUACCACUUAUUACUUCUUAAAUAAAUUUAUAAAUAAAUAGACAUAUUCUCUCAUUUAUUUAUUUUAUCAUUUAUAUUCGAGUGUUUCUGAACAUACGCAUAUAUAAAAUACUAGAGUAUAUAUAUAUCUUACUCCUUGAAUUAAUAUUCCUCAGACUCGUUACCACUUAUUACUUCUUAAAUAAAUUUAUAAAUAAAUAGACAUAUUCUCUCAUUUAUUUAUUUUAUCAUUUAUAUUCGAGUGUUUCUGAACAUACGCAUAUAUAAAAUACUAGAGUAUAUAUAUACCUUACUCCUUGAAUUAAUAUUCCUCAGACUCGUUACCACUUAUUACUUCUUAAAUAAAUUUAUAAAUAAAUAGACAUAUUCUCUCAUUUAUUUAUUUUAUCAUUUAUAUUCGAGUGUUUCUGAACAUACGCAUAUAUAAAAUACUAGAGUAUAUAUAUACCUUACUCCUUGAAUUAAUAUUCCUCAGACUCGUUACCACUUAUUACUUCUUAAAUAAAUUUAUAAAUAAAUAGACAUAUUCUCUCAUUUAUUUAUUUUAUCAUUUAUAUUCGAGUGUUUCUGAACAUACGCAUAUAUAAAAUACUAGAGUAUAUAUAUACCUUACUCCUUGAAUUAAUAUUCCUCAGACUCGUUACCACUUAUUACUUCUUAAAUAAAUUUAUAAAUAAAUA
Messenger RNA from Ooceraea biroi (clonal raider ant), 2712 nucleotides. Its product is annotated as cuticle protein 76. Lineage: Eukaryota; Metazoa; Arthropoda; Insecta; Hymenoptera; Formicidae. The record is from RefSeq and is a predicted model, not a curated record.